Molecule: messenger RNA, 2567 nt
Organism: Hippocampus zosterae (dwarf seahorse)
Lineage: Eukaryota; Metazoa; Chordata; Actinopteri; Syngnathiformes; Syngnathidae
Exons: 3
Coding region: 619-2334 (571 amino acids)
Biological process (GO): regulation of DNA-templated transcription; circadian rhythm
Cellular component (GO): nucleus
Molecular function (GO): DNA binding; DNA-binding transcription factor activity
Source: RefSeq, a predicted model, not a curated record
UGACUAGGCACCCAAAGCGUCCUGUUAUGCAACAACUGACCUACUAACAUACAUUUAGACGCCGAGAGAGAAGGGCAAAAUUGGGAGAGGGAGGAAUCGGAGCAAACAUGACACGAGCAAGCCACUGAGAUCGACAUCCACUGUGCUCGCGCGCCUCCUUUGAGAACGCGCACUGAACGGAGAAGCUGGAGUUGUUUGGCAAAAUUGGCGGAGGGCCGAGCGUUUUGGACGAUGAGACGACAUCAGACAACACGCCGAUCGGUGCCCGCUGUGGAUUCUGUCGCGCAAGCCACUGACUUUUAAUCUCGACGCCGACGAGAGAGAUCAGAGAAGGCGGGAAAACGAGCAAGAGGCGCCAAGAGGCUGACGGACUCGCGUGCAGAUCUGGGCUUCAGCGUCUCAGUCAGGAAUUGGAGCUCGAGUAGCAACAAGUCGAUCAAUGAGGCGGCGAGCUGCUCUUUUUGGCUCAUUUGGACACUUGAUCCGCCUCCGGUCUGAGCCGCACUUCCAGUAACUUGACCCGUCGAGAUCUUCGAAAGGGUCGAGCGACGUCCCCUUUAUCUGCGACCCGUUGUUUUGGUUCAGUCUCCCGUUCAAACUGGAUCCUACCGGACAAGAAUGGAAAAUCUGACUUCAGUCCUCCAAAACUCCGGAAGUAGCAUCACCUGCCUGGAGACCUUCGCCGGCUAUGAGGAGUCCAUGCCGUCUCUCCAAGGGACGCCGCCUCGCAUAGGCCGGAUCCUCAAACCCAAAGGCAACAUGAGCUGCAGGCGAAAACGCGAAUUCAUUUCCGAUGAGAAGAAAGACGCCUCCUACUGGGAGAAACGCCGCAAGAACAACGAGGCGGCCAAGCGCUCGCGCGAGAAGCGGCGUCUCAACGACAUGGUCUUGGAGAACCGGGUCAUCGCGCUGAACGACGAAAACGUCAGGCUCAAGACGGAGCUGCUGCAGUUGAAGCUGCGCUUCGGCCUGAUAAGCACCGCCUCGUACAUCGAAAAGAGCCAACAGAUCGAGGGAAGCGACGGCGCGGGAAACGGAGGCUCCUCCUCCUCGUCGUCCUCUCAGUACUACUCCAGCGGCUACUCCAGCGGCUCGCAGGUGAUGAUGAACUCGGAUUCCUCCGAAACCGAGCAGUGCGGCCUCGGCGAGGGCCACAGGCAGAUGGCCAAGUACUCGCCCCGCGGUUCCCUGUCCGACCUGUCGGACGGCUCCUCCAGAGACAGCCCGGAGCCCGUUCCCUUUGAGAUCAAGCAAGAAGGCGACGGGCUGGAGAUGGACAUCGCCGACGGCACCGCCAGCACCCAGAUCAUGUUCAACAUCCAUCCGGGUCUGGCCUCGGUUCCCACUCAUCACCAGCUCCGGCAGAAUUCGCAGGAGACGGAGGCGGCCUAUCAGGAGCAGCAUCGUCACCAGCAACCACCCCGCCAGGAGUCCGUUUCCUCCGUCGGCGGCCAGGUGGCCCCUCAUCCGCCGGCCGCCCAGAGGAGCGUCAUUCUCUUUUGUCCCGUCGACAGCUUGACACGGAGCCAAGAUAGCGACGCAGGCCGACGGCCGCGGGCCUUCGCGGAGACCUGCGCCGAGCCUCUCGCUGAGGGGAUGAAACAGCCCGGGAGGAAAACGCCGGACUCGGCCCUGUACGAGCUCUCGGGCAGCCUCCAUGAAGACGGACAAGGACGAGGCUACACGACUUGCCCGUCUCCCCAGCAGGGCUCUCGUUUGCCCAGAGAGUUUAUCCACAAACACGUGGAGGAAGUCAUCCAAUGCCGUCUGUACGGCCAGCAGCCUCCUCCUUCGUACCUCAGCCCCCAAGACGAGGAACCGCCCAUUCUGAGCUUUGAGGGCGACUUCCCCAACGAUGCUUUUUACCAAGGCCGAUCAAGCUCCUCGGGCAAAGACACGUCAUCCAGCGACGGAGAUCCGCGGAGCUCCGACAAGGAGGCCUCCACGGACGAGGACGAGUCCCCGUCCUCGUCCUGCUCCGACAACUACAACGGCCGACUUCUCAACGGCGUCCGCGAGCCCGCCUCGCCUCAACACUCAUCGCAGAGCCGGGACCCCCGCGGGGAGGUCAAGGCCACGGCGUUGCCCCACAAACUCAGGCUCAAACAUCGGGCCAUGAGCUCCGGAGGGCCUUGCGAGUCCCCGACGACGCCCCCCUCGGCCACGCCGCCCCCGCUCCCCCAGCACCCGUACUUAUCCCUCUCGCCGCAACGGAGCGUUCACAGAGAGAACCCGUCCGAGGCCGUGAAAUCGGUAUUGGAAGGAGGGGACGGCGCGAGGAAACAUCAGGGCAAAAAGGAGACGGCUGGACGACGGAAUAAGAGACGAGAUUAGGUGACUUUGGACACGGCGAAGCAUCCACCAUUUUCUUUCUCCUCUCCGUAAUGCCUUCUUCGCCUCCGAUCAGCCCUCCGAUGCCCUCGGCGCCUAUUUUACACCCCCUAACCUCAAAAGUCACCCAAAAGGCCGGACUUUGUGACUUGCAGGACUGUAUCAUACUUGUAUAUGUUGUACAGAUGUGUCAUUUCGUACAUUCUCUCCAUACCAACAGAAGCACUUUUUUUUUU